Molecule: messenger RNA, 2597 nt
Organism: Fomitopsis serialis
Lineage: Eukaryota; Fungi; Basidiomycota; Agaricomycetes; Polyporales; Fomitopsidaceae
Exons: 2
Coding region: 54-2453 (799 amino acids)
Source: RefSeq, a predicted model, not a curated record
UGAGCCACAGCCUCGCGUUGAGACUCCUCCCCGCCCGGUCCUCACCCAUCGCAAUGGAGCAACAAGUGCCCCAGUCUGGUCAAUAUCACCACUAUCUACCGCGCUUUGUCGCGCGCCGAUGGCUACAGGAGGUCAAGACGGUGACCAAGCCAGGCCGAAAGUCCAAGGGCCGUCGCAACAAGGGUCGCCAACGGACUCGAGAGUACAAGCAGGAACUUAUCAAUACGUAUGACAUACAGUCAAGCACCCUUCACAUGGGCACGACCGAUCUCGGCAAGACCUUCGGUAUCGUCGACAUGUACAAGGACGAUGCAGACCUGACCGACGUGUAUCGCGUCGAGAAGGCGUUCUCCAAGCUCGAGAGCGAUGCUGCGCGUGUCUUCCAAGUCUUGGAGGAUGCCGAGAAGCGGGGCCGCUCCUCUGUAGAGCUGGUCCGCUCACAGCUUAAUACCCUCCGGAAGUUCCUCUUCCUCAUGCACUACCGUAACGGAACACACGCUCGUCAGUUCAUCGAAGGCCACUUUGACCCAGCGUCCGCGCGCAUGGUGGAGCAGUACAGAGUCAAGCAUGGUCUGGCGGACGCGCGUGCGGUCUGGCUCCGCAACCUCACCCUGCUCCUAGAAGACGAGCACUGGGAGGUUGCGACCGAUGAGCGCCUGCUGUUCACCGCGCGUAUGGAUUACAAGAUGGAAGCCUUGGACAUGCAACUCGGGUUGUACCGUGCUCCCUCCGGGACUGAAUUCGUCCUCACAGAGAACGGACUCGGCCUCGCGGAGGGUGCUCAAACACGAAUGCAUAUCAACAUGAUGUCCCUAGGUGCUCAAGGACUUUCCUUCUUCCCCCUGACCCAGUCGUUCCCCAUCACUCCGAAGCUCGUCAUCAUCUUGCGCUCGCGCCUGCUAAUAGAGGAGGCAGCUUUCGUACAGGGCGGUAUGCCUGCGGAGGAAGCUAGACGCUUGGUAUACGACGGGUUCAGUAAUGUUUCGUAUUUCGACAAUAUACCCCGGACGCCCCCAAAGAUAACGCACUACCCUCGUCUUCCGCCCGACUCUGUUGAUUGGGCACGCAGACCACCUGAAAAUUGGACUGCUGAGGACAUUCAGAAGUCAGAAGAUUACUGUAUGCGCGGUUUGCUGAACGGAGUACCUCUAGGAAGCCGUCUUCGGGAUAAAUUCGUUUUCGCCAUCGACAAUCUCACGAAGGGUCAAGCACAACGAGUUAACACGCUGCUGCUUACGCACUGCAGGGAGACCAUAUCCUUCUGCGCCCCCACAUGCCUGCUGCGAGCGAUUGGCGCAUUCGAAAAGGACAUGGAACUGACGAUCUUCGGGAAGAGACGAUAUGCAUCGCUCAAGGUGAAGCUACUAGCUGCCAAAGAAACACACUUGUCGUCCAAGCCCAAGCCCACGUCUCCGUCGGCUUCUGUAUCUCCGGAGGAGGAACACUUACCUCCCGCGCCUGCCCCUCCGGAGGAAGAAUGCUUAUCUCCCGUGCCUGCUGUCAUCCCUACCUCUCUGGAGGAAGAACGCUUACCUCCUGCGCCUGCCUCUCCUGGACCUUCCGGGUCAGUACAAACCACACAGGCUGUUCCGAUGGGUACGAGCCUGCCCGUCCUCAGAGGUGCAUUCAAGCGAAAGGAAUACUCAGUUCCUACUCCCAAUAUCCCAGAUAUAUCACUUAGCGAACCCGUUUCACUGUCCACUGUCGGCUCUCCGGAGCCGGAGCAUCUCGACGACUCGAAUGCCGAGGUCCUACGCACACCCACGCUUGCGGGCGUCGUUACGCCUGUCGACGUCGCACCCCCUGCCAAUGAACUGCUUUUGCCCCCAGUGAUCCACGAUUGCGCACCGAAUAAUCAACUCCCCCCUGGUGCAGCGAACUUGAACACGUCGGAGGUUGCCCAGGACGGCGUGCCGCCUCCAGUGACCAAAGCCGCCACGCCCCAUCCCGUCGCUGCGGGACAGCCCGUCAAGCUCGAUGCAGCCCUUCCCGGCUUACGAGGCGCGUUCAGGCGCAAGCCGAAUGUGAUUGCCAAAGGAACACCAGGUUCGAUUGGGACUCAAAAGCUGCUAGCGAGUCCUGCGCGUCCCCCGGAGCCCCCAGUAUCUGAGUCGCCUGACUGGGAAGCGGGGUCCAAGGCUCAGGCCGACAUCGACACUGCUAGCGCAAUCGACGGCGUGGUCACGGCUGUCGACGACAGUCUGCCCGUGUCGGAGUCAUCUUUCGAGACGUCUGCGGAGACACAGGGCGGCUCGGAACCGGACACAACCAAGCUUUGGGGCGGGUUGUCGGCCGAGGAAGACAUUGGGGACGAAACGAGAGCCAACGCCGAUGGUUCUCGGCAUCACCGCUACGGGGACGAACAGUGGGCAAGUCCCUCUGAAGGGUUAUUCUCCAUUAUUGCGACUGCGCUUGCAGCGAAAGCAGUGGACUGGUUCUUCGGGGGACUGUAACAGAUUUCGGGUAACAUCUAUAGAAAGUUCAAGGUGGCCCAAUGUCGAAUAUUUGUGCUAGUAGGAGCCAUCAGGUCGAGAUACUUACCUUAUGCUUGACGUCUUCACGGACGCAGUUUUCCACCAGACCACAAGAAUGCGUGU